CAGCUAGCGCCGUAGCUUUAGCGCCGCAGGUAAACACAGCGCCUGACAGGGAGAGGACGACGCGGCACCGACGUGCUCUUGGACGGGACUGCAAUAAGUGGCAUUUCGCCCGGGAUUACACAACUAACUCUACGUUAAUACGAUGAUCUCGGGAUGUCCGCACUGUCAACACCGUGCUAGAAUUAGCCCGACACAGACUAUGUCGGUAGUAUGCGUUUAGAUUAUGAAUAACGCCUCUAAACAACGAAUUUCUGCAUCACAACAAACGCAGGCCAGUCUGUCCAUCUGGGGAUGGGGGGGUCUUGGAGUUGUGCUGUUCCUUGUCACCUUUGGACCCUUUGCCAUAUUUUACCUGGCCUUUUAUAUCUUCUGCUUCAUUGGAGGGGGCUUUGCAGUCACUCUACUUUAUGGAAAGAUCAACUCCGAGAAACAUCUGGAAAAGUGUGAGCACUCUUAUCUGCCACCCAACCAAAUUGGUAUACUAAAGACACUGGAUGAGAUGAAGUCGGAGAUAAAGCCCAUCAAGAUUGACAGGAGGCUGACUGGCUCUAGCUUUAUAGAUGAACCACUACAGCAGGUCAUCCAGUUUGCACUCAGAGACUAUAUCCAGUAUUGGUACUACACUCUGAGUGAGGAUGAGUCCUUCUUAUUGGAGAUUAGACAGACGUUACAGAAUGCCCUGGUUCAGUUCUCCACACGGUCCAAAGAGGUGGACUGGCAGCCUUACUUCACUACACGCCUGGUGGAUGACUUUGCAACCCAUUUACGUGUCUUUAGAAAAGCCCAGGAUCGUCUUGCUGACAGAGAGGACAAGCAAAGAGACAUAACGGAGGAGAUGACUGACUCGUUCUUUGAGGUGGAGAUGGAAAUGGAACGGACAAUUUGUCGAGACAUUGUGUGCACUUCACUUAAAGAUGAAGAAGGUUUUCUUCGGGACUUGUGUGAGUUGCUUUUAUAUCUGUUACUACCUCCUGGAGAUUUCCACAACAAAAACAUGCGAUACUUCCUCAGGGAGGUGCUGGCACGCGGUGUGCUGCUUCCGCUGAUCAACCAGCUGAGUGACCCAGACUACAUCAAUCAGUUUGUUAUUUGGAUGAUUCGGGAUUCCAGCUGUAAUUAUGAAGCCUUCAUGAACAUCCUGAAGCUGACUGACAAACCUGCUGAGCUGGAAGCCGUCAAGGACAAAGUGUUGGAGGAGCUGCAGUACCUUCGCUCCCUGGACACUGCUGGAGACGACAUCAAUGUGAUCAAGAACCAGAUUAACAGUCUUUUGUUUGUGAAGAAGGUGUGUGAGACUAGGAUCCAGAGACUACAGUCUGGCAAGGAGGUGGACGCCUUAAAGCUGGCAGCAAACUUCGGAAAGCUGUGUGUCAUACCACUGGAUCACAUCCUUGUCCAUAACAUAGCCUUGCAGUUCUUUAUGGACUUCAUGCAGGCCGCCGGGGCACAGGCAGAGCUGUUUUUCUGGCUCACUGUGGAGGGCUACAGAGUGACAGCACAGCAGCAGCUUAAGGUCAUGCAGAGCUGGCAGCAGGAUGGGAAGAACCAGCCCAGUGCCACCAAGGGGCUGCUGAAGGCCGCUGCACUGGGGGUCUAUGAACAAUACCUCUCUGACAAGGCAUCUCCAAGAGUACAGGUGGAUGAGCCAUCAGUGACGAAACUGGGGGAGAAACUGCAGAAAGAUGAUCCCACACCAGAGAUAUUUGAUGAAAUCCAGCGCAAGGUGUACGACAUGAUGCUGCGUGACGAGCGCUACUACCCGUCUUUCAAGCAGAGUCCUCUUUACGUUCGCAUGUUGGCAGAGCUGGACAUGUUGAAAGAGCCGAGCUACCGGGGAUCUGAUGACGGCGAUGGGGAAUCUUUUAAUGGCUCACCCACAGGAAGCAUAAGCCUGUCUUUGGACGAUUUGUCCAACUCCUGCCACGAUGAAACUAUGCACCUACAUGCCUUCAUCUCUGACACAGGGGUUUGCAACGACCACGGUAAGACCUAUGCGCUGUACGCCAUCACUGUGGUCAGACGCAACCAGGACGGCAGCGAAGACUGCUGGAAGACCUAUCGCCGCUACUCGGACUUCCACGACUUCCACAUGAGGAUCACUGAACAGUUUGAAAACCUGGCGUCAAUCCUCAAGCUGCCGGGAAAGAAGACAUUUAACAACAUGGACAGGGAAUUUUUGGAGAAAAGGAAAAAAGACCUCAAUGCUUAUCUCCAGUUGCUAUUAAACCCAGAGAUGGUGAAGGCCUGCCCAACUCUGAUUCCUUACGUCUAUGAUUUCCUCGAGAACAAGGCCUACAGCAAGGGCAAGGGAGAGUUUGCACGAAAGAUAGACACAUUUGUAAAUCCUUUCAAGAGCUCCAUGAGGAACAUGUCCAAUGCAGUGAAAGCCCUGCCAGACAGUCUGGCUGAAGGGAUGACCAAGGUCUCUGACAACAUGGGCCGCAUGUCAGAACGACUGGGCCAGGAUCUCAAACAGUCCAUUCUCAAGGUGCCUCCGCUUCUCCCCAAGUCUGAAAUCGACCCGGAACACUGUCGAGUUUCCGCUCAGCUUGAUGACAAUGUGGAUGAUAACAUCCCACUGAGGGUAAUGCUGUUGCUUAUGGACGAGGUGUUCGACCUGAAGGAGAAAAACCAGUGGCUGCGCAGGAACAUUAAAAACCUGCUGCAGCAGCUCAUCAGAGCCACAUAUGGAGACACUAUCAACAGAAAAAUUGUGGAUCACGUGGAUUACUUAACCUCACCAGAACAGGUGGCAGACUAUGUCAAGAAGUUCAGGGAUUCUUACUGGCCUAACGGUAUUCUGGCUGAGACGCCGCCCCGUCGGGACAAAAGCAUUCGCAUGAGGACACGAGUAGCAGCCAAGACAAGCCUGCUAGGCAUCAUGCCAGAUGAGUUGAAGCAUAUCAUUGGAGCCGAUACCACGAGAAAAGGCAUCCUGCGGGUCUUCGACAUGUUUCAGUACCAACCUAUGAACCGUCGGUUAGUCUACGUUUUCCUAGAGGGCUUCUUGGAGACAAUGUUCCCCCAGUACAAAUUCCCUGAGCUCUUUGUCAAGCUACACUCCCGAUCGCCACGCGUCCACAGAUACAACCAGAAACUCAAAUGUGCCUCUUAUAAGAGGUGACAGUAGAAGCCUGAGGCAACUGGACACAGAUCAACUAGAAACACAGACUUGAGCGCUGAGAGAGAGAGCGAGCCUUGAUGGUGAAGGAUGAGGUAUGUGUUGGAUUUCUUUUCUUUCCCUCCUAAACCUUUUAUUCAUGAAUAACACUCCAGUUCUAGCAGUUUUUUUGUCUCGAGACAAAACUGAAAAAUGAGCUACACGUGCAAAACUCUAAUCCUGUAAUUUGCACCCAGCCUCCAAAUGGCAGGUUUUAUUUUUAGUUUACGUAAUUUCCCCCUCUUUUUAAACCUUUUAUGUGUGUUAAGCUUUAAUCUGGGCCAAUGCUGCUUUCUCAUGGUCCAGAGAGCAGACCACAGAUACUGUAUUGUUUUGAAACUGCAGGAGUACAUAGCGUAGACCCACACCUUGCCUUACUUUCCUGCUUUGGUCUUUUGGCCGGCACCGUUUGCCAUCUCUCUGGCCUCUCAGCUGUAGUCAACAUUGCCCUCAUGCUGUAGACACGCAGAAGCUGCACAUUGCAUACAUGCAACAGAUUUUUGUUUUCAUAGCAACCAAAACUGUCAAAAGCACUGGGUCAAAGAGGCGCUGUUUUUAUAAUGUGACUGAAAGGAUGACUGUUGAUUAUGUCCUGUUUUUAUUGUGAGCAUUUUCCCACCCUAAUUGUUUCUCGUGGAACACAACGCUUUGUCCUUUAAAAAUGUUCAUGUCAUCUGUGCCACCCACAGUCCCGAAAGACCACGUCCCCUUUAUUGCUACUGUCAUAACCUGUGACGACCAAAGUUCAAGCUAUUCGUUGUUUAUCUGACGUUGGGACAAUUACUGUACUGCAUCUCAUUCAUCACGUGAAGAAAGUAAUUGCAAUGUUAAGCUUUUAAAUGGUAUAAAAGGCUAAAAGGAUGUGUCGCGGUCAGCUCCGGCUUUCCAGCCGUGCCGUGGAAGAAUGUACUCUCUGGUCUACUCUGUACUUUGCUCUUGAAGAUUUCUGUGUGAAUGUUUGUGUUUUUAGCACGGACGUCCUGCCCUCCUCAGUCAGAAAUUUGUGCCAGCGUGAGCUAGUGAACCAGCCUUAAAACUACAUACAGUAUACACAGUGACCAAGAGACACGCUAGCGCUCUCCUACACAUGACUGAACAGAAAUCCAGAUAGAGACAUGGAGAUAUAUCCCUAAUCAUUUUUAUUCACAGGAAAUGUUAUUUUGUGCAAUAUUUUUUUUUCUUCAAUGCAUGUGCAUUCUGAAUCAUUCUAUAUUGGAAGGAAGUAAUUGAUAUUGUUUUAAUGGAAGAAAAGUUCCCCUAGAAAUGUCUUCUUAUCCCAACAACUCAACAUUCCGUUGUUGUAAAAUUCUUUGUUUUACAGACUUGUUUUAUAAGUCUGGAUUUUUUGUGUUUGUUUGUUUUGGGGGUGUUGAUCAGUCGGUGUUGGGGGGGGGUGUUCCUGUUCAAGCUCAAUGAUUGGCUCAUGCUGUAGCUAAUUAGGAGACCGUCUAAUGAAACUGCUUGUUUUUAACAUAUAGGUGGCAUUUUAUGCAUUCAAGCCUGUUCCCCUAAGUGUGAACAGAUCCUUCAGCUAUGAAGUGACCACUGGAGAUAGCCCCCACCCGCCCUGUCCAACUGGCUCACACAUGACAGUGUGACCAGUUGAAUCCCUGCUAACGAGCACUUAGUAGCACCCAUGGGGCGGCCCCUCCAUUGGCCACACGCAGCCCCAUUCUGCUGCACUCUUUUGAUGGAGCUCCCUCGUCUGCUGUGAUGUGCUCGCACUGAGCAGCCCGGUGAACUCCGAUCGGAGUCGAGGACACGAACUGGAGCCUCUUUUAUUAGAGAUCAAUAUUUUUGUCCAAUUGGCAGAGAAGUCACCUUUGACUUUGUGCACACCUCUCCAUACAGGAAGGCUUGUCUGUUUUUUUAACCCCAGUAUAUGAGUCUAUGAUAAUAAAAUUGUGCAUAUCUGUGUACAGUAUGUGUUAAUAGUGUGCCUAAAUGUACUGUCAACUCUAUUUUCAUAUUUUUCUUUGACCUAAAAAGAAUCAGAAUGUCUUGAUCAUUUUAUGCAACUGAAAAUAACUUUAGUUUUUUUUUUUAUUUGCAUCAAGCUUAUCGAACUCUUGUGAGCCGCUGUGCUCCGAUCAGUAUAACACUAAUAAAAGUAUCUCAGACUAA
Betta splendens (Siamese fighting fish) is the source of this 5284-nucleotide messenger RNA. It is a transcript of the gene snx13, whose product is annotated as sorting nexin 13. The record is from RefSeq and is a predicted model, not a curated record. Gene Ontology annotation, molecular function: phosphatidylinositol binding. The transcript has 25 exons. Gene Ontology annotation, biological process: positive regulation of GTPase activity. Lineage: Eukaryota; Metazoa; Chordata; Actinopteri; Anabantiformes; Osphronemidae. The coding region runs from base 224 to 3124 and encodes 966 amino acids. Gene Ontology annotation, cellular component: early endosome.